CAGGUUUGAUGCUUAGAUCAGAAAUUUUCGGGUCCCUGAUUGCGUAUGAGGGAUAUAAAUUUAUAUCUUUCCCAUUGUCGUGAUUUCUCUUUCUUAUAUAUGGCUCUAUGUUGUAUUAUAGAUAUGUUUCAUAUUAAGGUAAUCUUACUUGAUUUUAGAGCUAAAUUCAUAAGUUUGCGCUAAACGCUGCGUGUUUAAGCUCAUUAAAAUGGCGGAUAGUGCUAGUGAAAGCGACAGUAGCUCAGUAGACGGAGGAAUGUUGAUUCCUUCAUCUCCGGCUACUAGGGAACAGUUCCAGAAAAGAAUAGAAUCUUUGCAGCAGGAAAAUCGAGUACUGAAGAUGGAACUUGAGACGUUUAAAUUGAGGGUUAAAAGUUUACAAGAAGAAAAUAAAGCUCUUAGGCAAGCCAGUGUCAACAUACAAGCUAAAGCCGAGCAAGAAGAGGAAUUUAUAAGUAAUACUUUGCUGAAGCAGAUAAAAACCCUGAAGAAGGAGAAAGAAACGUUAGCUCUAAAUUAUGAACAAGAGGAAGAAUGUCUUACAAAUGACUUGUCCAGAAAAUUGAAUCAGCUGAGACAAGAGAAGGUGCAGUUAGAACAAACCUUAGAACAAGAGCAAGAAGCUCUUGUAAAUAAGCUUAUGAGGAAAAUAGAGAAACUUGAAGCAGAAACUCUUGGAAAGCAAAGUAACUUAGAACAGUUGCGACGUGAGAAAGUUGAACUGGAGAACACUCUAGAACAAGAGCAAGAAGCCCUAGUUAAUAGGUUGUGGAAAAGAAUGGAUAAAUUAGAAGCAGAGAAGAGGAUGCUGCAAGAAAAACUUGACCAGCCAGUAUCUGCACCACCAUCUCCAAGAGAUAUUAAUAAUGGGGACCUUGCUGCUAAUCUAACAAUGCAUGUUCAGCACCUUCGGAAUGAAGUGGCCAAACUAAAAACUCAGUUAUUGAAUGCCCAACAAGAACAUUCAGAAAAAAUGGCUCAGUUUGCUAUGGAAGAAAGGCAUGGCAGGGAGGAAAAUAUGAGGCUUCAGCGAAAACUGCAGAUGGAAGUAGAACGACGUGAAGCUCUGUGCCGACACCUGUCAGAAAGUGAAUCUAGUCUUGAAAUGGAUGAAGAAAGGCAUUUUAAUGAAAUGAGUAGUGCUUUACACACUCGUCCUAGGGCGGCAUCCAGUCCUGUUCCUCAUAAUCCCUCUCCUAGCUCAUCUAGGCCUCUUAGUCCAGGAGGAAGAGAAGCUUUUAGUCCACCAAAUCCUAUUAUAACGCGUUGCCCUCAUUGUAGCCAGCCUCUGUAUCCUCCAAGUUUGUCAUUUUCAAGCAAUCAGCAUCUUCCAAAUCCUAGUGUAGGUUCUGGUAUCAUGGCUCACACCUCCGUAGGGUGCAAUUCCUAUUCCAAUGAAGAAUAUGCCACUGGGCACACACGAGAAAUUUGUGAAGCCAAAUGCACCACCCCCAAUCCACCCAAGCACCCACUUAGCCCACAGUCCACUGAGCUUUCUACCGGGAGAAAAGAGCUAAAAAAAGCGAAGUAUGCUGAAAUUGAGGCAGAUGAGCCAAAAAGCAAAGAACGUAAAAACGAAUGAUGUGCCUCUAGAGUUUCAAAUACCUGAUGGUAUUCUGGAAAAAUGUAAUUUCCUAUGCUGGUCAAACUUUGAGAUAAUUCACUAUUUCCCGUGCUUUCAUUCAUUUUGCCAUAAUGGAAGAGGGGUAAUUUAACAGGGUUGUGCCUUUUCCUGCAAUUGUAUGGUGAUUUACCAGUCUCAAAUUAUGGAAAAUUGUGUUUGUUUGACAUGUAGCUUGUAUGUUCAUGAAGUUUCUUUGCUUGCUGAUUUGUGAUUUCUUCUUUCUGUUCAGUAAUGAUCUGUAACUUGUGAACUUAGUUUAUUAUCAUGCUAUAAAUGUAUAAAACAUUAUAGUUUAUAAAAAGAGAAAAUAAUACAAUGUACUUAUUUGCCAUUGACAUAUUCAACAUAUAAAAUCGAACUAUUUUUGCUGUGUCGUAAAAUAUGUAUAGAAGUUACUUGACGCAAUCAAAAUAUUUCCAUUGUUUUUCUAUAUUUUUAAAAACCAAAAGAAAUGUAAUAGUUUUAAAUUUUAGCUUUCUAGACAGUGUCUGUUUUCCUCUAUUUAUGAAUAUUUUACUCAUAAGCUAUGUUUAUUAAUUCAGUUAGUAAGUAUUUUCUUUGCAGUUUCAGAUUAGUUCGUUUACUCUGAACUUUAAAAUUUAUGUGGAAAGAGGGUUUUUUUUUUUUUUUUUUUUUUUUUUUUUUUUUUUUUUUUUUUUUUUUUUUUUUUAAUGUUCUUCCUUUUUAAAGCCCUGAUAGAUGUUAUAAGGACAUAGGUUUUGUUAACUUUAGAUUUCGGGAAACUUUGUAAGAAAGAAAAUAUUUUAAGAAAUUAAUCACUUGAAUCAUUUUAUGGCCUUUAAUUUGGGCAAGCUGUUAACGGUUUUCAUAAAUGUGAAAUGUGAUAUGCUGUAACAUGCCUUUUUCCUCUGAUCAAUGCUUGUGUGAUUUUUUUUUUUUUAAACAAAUUAACAUAUAUGUUAUGUUAGCUAUAAAUAGAUUUGUUGAGUUGUAUUAUUUAUGCCUAAUGCCAUUGCUCUGCUUGGAGCUACUGUUGAUUUUUAUUGGAAUCUCUACCUUUAUUAUCAGAAACCAUAAAUAGCUUUUAAUCUUAAACUAAUAAGCUGUAUUUGAUUUAGUAAUGUUUUAUUAAUAACGGAAAAAAUAUAUAUUGCCUGGUCGAUAUGAAUAAAUCAAAAUUGCACACAAGGUGUUUAUCUUGUAUAUUGCAAUAAUUGUAUUAUAUUUUUGUAUAAAAAAAUUCCAUAAUUUUAAAUGUUUUUAUUGCUAAAAUUGCUUUCUUAGGACAUCAAAAGAAAACAAGUCAAAAGAAGAUUUAAAAGUUAUAAAAACUGUUAUAUAUAAUUGAGAAUCAGAUUGCUUAAGAAAAUGUUGUCACUAUAAUGAAUCGUGUAAACCAUAAAUUAUUUCUAUUAUUGUCAGUAAUUUUUUUAUUAUUUUACAUAAGCUUUCAUGUGUGAUAUGAUUUAUUUGGUUCAAGUUCCAGUGCAAGUGCCAAAAUCUUAUAAAAUAUGUUUAAAAGCUCCAUAUUUUGCAUUAAGAAUGCUUUAAAAGAUCUAAAUAUUGGCAUUUUUGUACUAGAGGCAUGUCUUGUGCAUUUAAUCUUAAGAAAAUGGAAAAAGUAAAAAAAUAUCAGUUUCUCUGAUUUUUCUUUGAAGCAUUUGAUUUGUAUUUUCUAAGUUAGAAUAUAUAAUCAGCAAUAUAAUGUAUUCUAUUUUAGUAAUAUUAAACUGAGGAAAUGACUACCUCAAAUUAUUAGUCAAUGGUGAUAAUUAUAAAAUUUUAAAAAACUGGCAUUCAAAGAAAUUGUGUUUUACUUCUGUUUUUGGUGUUUAAAUUAAUGGAGUCUUUCGAGUACAGUCAAACCUUAAUUUGAAUUAUUAUGAAACUUGUGUACUAUUAUCAUUAAAUCAAAGAAUUAUCCUAAUCCAGUUACGUGAUAUAAAGUGCUAAAGAUACUAUAGCCAAAAAAAAAAAACGUAAUUUUCAGGACUGUAGUUUCAAAGGCUAAAUAUACUAGAACCAUAUUCUGUACUGUUGGAAUGCAUGUCCUGCAGCUGAAAAAGAGGUUCUGCUUAAACUUUGAAACUAUAAUCCUGCAGAUUUACACGUUAUGCUGAUUUUUGUUGUUAUAAUACCUUUAACAUUUGUUCUGUUUGUUAUAAAUGAUAUAAAGUGCUGAAAUAUUUUCAGUAAUCUCUUACUUUUUUUUAAGAAAAGGUAAUUUUUUAUCAGUUUUUAUUGUUUUAGAUAAACCAAAUGAAAACAAUCAUUUAGUUAUGGUUGAACUAACUGUACUUUAUUUUUACUUGUAAGAAUGUUUUGUGCCCUCUUUUUGAACCUCAAAGCAUUCCUGUUUUGUUUCAUUAAUGAGCGAUUGUGUAAUUGGCUUGUUUGGAAAUUAAAUGUAUCUUGUUUUACAUUGCAAAAAAGAAAUCUAGUGUUGGACUUGAAAAAGAAAUUUAUGCCUGUGUAUAUGUACAUAAUGUGAACUAUAAAUAUUGUUGCUUUGUUUAUAGUACUAUUAAUUAGUACAACUUAUAUAUGCUUCUGUUAUUGUGAAAUGAAUGUUUAUUAAAGAAGUAUAAACUGAU
Messenger RNA from Stegodyphus dumicola, 4179 nucleotides. Its product is annotated as coiled-coil domain-containing protein 6. The record is from RefSeq and is a predicted model, not a curated record. NCBI's taxonomy places the organism in Eukaryota, Metazoa, Arthropoda, Arachnida, Araneae, Eresidae.